UUAUGAGAGAGAAGGGACGACGUGAGUUACAACUUCCAACCCUCCAUUCCGGCGAGCAGUCUCUUCGUCGACAAGCUCUAUUAUCCCCACCUUGGUCUGCUCCCAUCAUCUCCCAACCUUCCACCACAUUUUCUCCGCUCUGGCUUGUACAUAUGGCCCUUCCGUCUACGCCUAGUAUCUGUACGCGUCGUCCUUGCAGCAUCAGCGUCUACUGCUUCACUGCAUAGUGUUGUCUUCACACCCCUACAUUCCUCGUAAAUUAGUGCACUUAUUCCAAUACAGUGGUUGUUCAAUUCAAUCCCAUGAUACACCGGUUUCAAUUGAUUCAUUUUCCUGAUUAUUUUCUUUAUAGUAUUUUUUUUUUCCUUUCCACGUAGAUAACUACAAUUUUUUUGAAUAGCCUGCUCUGAACUUCUGAUUGAAAAAAUCUCACCCUGUAUUUUGAUUCCUUCCUGGCCCGUAGAUGCGGUCGUCGACGAUUCGUUGUCAGCCGUAUUGCAUUGACGCUGUCUUGGCUGCUAAUAAUCAGAUUGCUCGUUAUGCCCGACUUGGCCAGGUACAUGCUGCUCGAAGGGUCUUCGAUGAAAUGCCGAAUAAAAGCGUUGUUUCUUGGAACUCCAUAAUUGCUGGGUAUUUUCAAAAUCAUCUACCACAAGAAGCCCGUCGUCUGUUCGACCGAAUGCCCGAGAGGAACACUUCCUCUUGGAAUGGUAUGAUUUCUGGGUAUAUAAAAAACCGGAUGAUUAGAGAUGCCCGUAAAAUUUUUGAUACCAUGCCUGAGCGUAAUGUUGUUUCGUGGACUUCCAUGGUUCGAGGUUAUGUACAAGAGGGUGUCAUCUCGGAGGCGGAAUCCCUGUUUUCGCAAAUGCCUGAAAAAAAUGUUGUUUCUUGGACUGUAAUGUUAGGCGGCCUGAUUCAGGAUCGUCGUAUUGAUGAAGCUCGCCGGCUUUUUGACGAGAUACCCGUGAAGGACGUGGUCGCUAGGACUAACAUGAUUUCAGGGUAUUGCCUUGAAGGUCGUUUAGCAGAGGCCCGUGAACUCUUUGAUGAGAUGCCACGCCGAAAUGUCGUCUCUUGGACGACUAUGAUUUCUGGUUAUACUCAGAAUCUAAAAGUAGACGUUGCUCGAAAGCUUUUUGAGGUGAUGCCCGAGAAGAAUGAAGUGUCUUGGACGGCAAUGCUGACGGGUUACUUGCAAUGCGGGCGGGUUGAGGAAGCAUCGGAACUUUUUAAGAUAAUGCCUGAAAAGUCAGUUACUUCUUGUAAUGCAAUGAUUGUUGGGCUUGGCCAGAAUGGAAGAUUAGUUAAAGCAAAACAAGUAUUUGACAGAAUGAGAGAAAAGGAUGAUGGGUCGUGGAGUGCAAUUAUUAAGGCAUAUGAACGGAAUGGGCAUGAAUUGGAAGCCCUCAACAUGUUUGUUCUUAUGCAAGAGGCGGGAUUUCGGCCAAACUAUCCUUCUUUAAUUAGUGUUCUUACUGUUUGCACUACCCUGGCCAUUCUUGAUCACGGCCGGCAAAUUCAUGCUAAGGUGCUGAAAUCGCAGUAUGAUUCAGAGGUGUUUAUUGCCUCAGCUUUGACCACAAUGUAUGUUAAAUGUGGUGAUCUUGUUAAAGCAAAGCGGGUGUUUGACAGGUUUAAUCCAAAGGAUGUUGUCAUGUGGAAUUCUAUGAUCACAGGUUAUGCUCAACAUGGCUUAGGAGAGGAAGCUUUACAAGUUUUUCAUGAAAUGUGUUCUGUAGGCUUGUCUCCAGAUGACGUUACCUUUGUUGGGGUUCUUUCUGCUUGCAGCUACUCCGGGAGGAUUAAGGAGGGGCUGGAAACUUUCGAGUCAAUGAGACUAAAUUAUUCUGUGGAGCCAACAGCUCAGCACUAUGCUUGCAUGGUCGAUCUGCUUGGCCGAGCAGGGCAUGUAUACGAGGCAAUGGAUUUGAUAAAGAAGAUGCCAGUGGAUGCUGAUGCUGUUGUUUGGGGUGCUUUACUAGGUGCCUGUAGGACCCACAUGAAUUUGGAGUUGGCUGAGGUAGCAGCGAGGAAGCUUGUGCAGCUUGAACCCCAAAACUCUGGACCUUAUAUCUUGCUAUCAAAUAUUUAUGCAUCUAAGGGUAAAUGGAAAGAUGUCUCGGAACUGAGAGAAGUCAUGAGGGUGAAGAAUGUGAACAAAUCACCUGGUUGUAGCUGGAUUGAAGUUGAAAAGAAAGUGCAUAUGUUUACUGGAGGAGACAAUUUGAGCCACCCUGAGCAUGCAGUUAUUGUGGCAAUGUUGGAGAGAUUGGGGGUGAUGUUAAGGGAAGCUGGGUAUUGUCCUGAUGGUAGCUUUGUGCUGCAUGAUGUGGAUGAGGAACAGAAGGUGCAUAAUUUGGGAUACCACAGUGAGAAAUUAGCUGUGGCAUUUGGGCUUUUGAAGGUGCCGCAAGGAAUGCCUAUUAGAGUCAUGAAAAACCUUCGAGUCUGUGGGGAUUGCCAUUCUGCAAUUAAAUUGAUAGCUAAGAUCAUGGGAAGAGUGAUCAUAUUGAGGGAUGCAAAUAGAUUCCAUCAUUUUAAAGAUGGUCUAUGUUCUUGCAGAGAUUAUUGGUAAAGUGACACAUCUCUAAACCAUGAAGAAAUUAGGCAUAUGAUCUGCUGGAACCACUAUUCCAUGGGUCCGUGAUAGAGGUGUGCUACACUAGAAACUGACAUAGCUGGAUGAUCAUAACCAUGUUAGGAAAAAAGAAUUGUAUGUGGUCCACGAGAUCUCUAGAUUGGUUAUUCACAAUUAUGAUGCAUGUUUUCUAUUUGAGUGACCCUUGGCUAGUAAGUCCCAUUGCCCUGCAUGUGCUCUACAUGUGCCAUUACCCACUUGUAUGCUGUUGCUUCAAUUGAUAUAACAGGCCCAUAUAUGAACAUGAGAAUUUCAAGAUGGGCAUUGCAUGCUAGCUUUCAUAGGGUGGAAAAGAGACCGUUGCAUGGUGUGGAUGGAAAAAUCUCAGUCUGGAAAGUUGAGAAAAAAAUGUGUUUGAAUCUAAGAGCAGCCGCUUCAUGCUAAAAGUGCUGGAGGUUAGGUCCACAUCAAGUCCAUUCCUUACAAAACCCCAGACAGCCAGGAGCACUGGGCCCCAAUUCAUGUAAAGUAAGGUAAAUCUCCCAUUUAGAAUCUCAGAAGCCUGUUUUCUUUUAUCAAGGCAGUCCUAUAUUUAUAUUAUUGAAUGUAUUUAAUUUAAUUAUCUAAUUCAUUUUUUUUCCAGAAGCAUUCAUGGAAACAACUCGUGCUAUUUCAAUGGCAGAAAGUUGUGUUUAUCAUUCUCACUUUUAUAUAUUUGUCUACUAUUAAUUGAUCUAGGCUAGUCUGAUUUCUAUUUUUAUUUUCUCUCUCAAUUUUCUUAACACUUCACAAUUCUUUACUUUGAUCAAUUAGUAAUGUGAGGGGCUUGGUUUUUUACUUUCAGGUUGAAAAUCUUGAUCUCUUGGAUCUCAAGAUCCGCUAAAUGAAUCAGUACACCACAAGCAAGGUCAACUAAAUAAAUCAAGUUCUCUUGCUUGAGAAGUUCCCAAGAUCCAGUAAAUGAA
Molecule: messenger RNA, 3543 nt
Organism: Nelumbo nucifera (sacred lotus)
Lineage: Eukaryota; Viridiplantae; Streptophyta; Magnoliopsida; Proteales; Nelumbonaceae
Product: pentatricopeptide repeat-containing protein At1g56690, mitochondrial-like
Biological process (GO): RNA modification
Molecular function (GO): zinc ion binding; protein binding; RNA binding
Source: RefSeq, a predicted model, not a curated record